Messenger RNA from Rhopilema esculentum, 1932 nucleotides. Its product is annotated as aquaporin-7. Gene Ontology annotation, molecular function: water channel activity; glycerol channel activity. Gene Ontology annotation, cellular component: basolateral plasma membrane; plasma membrane. Gene Ontology annotation, biological process: water transport; glycerol transmembrane transport. NCBI's taxonomy places the organism in Eukaryota, Metazoa, Cnidaria, Scyphozoa, Rhizostomeae, Rhizostomatidae. The record is from RefSeq and is a predicted model, not a curated record.
UUCUACCUGUCCAGAAAUCCAAAGCCCGGUCUCCAAGCUGGUUACUUUUUGGUAAUAUCAUGGUUCGCAUAUGUUUCAUGUAGGUUCCAGUGGAAGGGGCACAAAAUGGAGAUCUUUGUUCCAUGAGAGAGGGUUGCCAUCGCUUCCGGUAUCGGGACGCGCACCGCGGUCUAUCCAGCUGUGCUGAAGGUUAGACUGGUCAUGUUACGCCUUGCUUAUCAGUAAACAUCCUGAUCGCUGCAUUCUACAGGUGGAGAACAUUCGGGAAACUGAAGCAGGCAAGCACGGGGUUAUUGGAAUGACGAUCAUGGACGCAAUUGUCAGGUUGAGUGGUCGCUUGAAAGCAAAUCAAAGCAUGAGAGAAUUCCUCGCAGAGAUGAUGGGAACAUUUAUACUUAUGGUAUUUGGUAUUGGAUCAGUUGCACAACUUAAACUGGGUAAAGAAGUAUUAGGUGGUUUUCUCUCCGUAAAUAUCAGUUGGGGACUUGGCGUCACGUUCGGCGUGUUCUGGUCACUUGGUAUCUCUGGAGGACACAUAAACCCAGCUGUAACUCUUGCUAUGGCCUGUUUUGGAAGGCUGAAAUGGCGAAAACUACCUGUGUACUGGGCAGGACAGACGCUGGGCUCCUUUCUCGCCUCAGCCUGCAUGUACGGCAUUUACAAGGAUGCACUGAAUAUAUAUGAUGGUGGAACUCGCCACACCGAAGGAGCUUUAGCCACCGCAGGCAUCUGGUCUACAUAUCCAUUUAGCGAUGGAAAAAAGAGCAUAUCCAAUUGGUCGGGCUUUUCUGAUCAGAUAUUUGGGACGAUGAUACUUGUGGGCACUAUUUUUGCGCUGACGGACAACAAAAACAACGGCGCAGAACCCAAGCAACUUCCUUAUAUGGUGGGCUGCCUCGUUUGGGUUAUUGGAAUGACGCUGGGUUUGAAUUGCGGUUAUGGUAUCAAUCCUGCACGUGAUCUAAUGCCAAGAAUCUUCACAGCCAUGGCUGGUUGGGGAACGAAACCAUUCACCGUGCAUGACCAUUGGUUUUGGUAUCCAGUAUUUGGUCAACUGAUUGGCGGAGUCCUUGGUGGUGUGCUGUACACAGUCACAAUUUCAAUGCAUCAUCAUCAUGAGUACGAGGUUUCAAACACUCCGAGGGCAGACGACGUCAUCGUCAAAUUUUCACGGAAAAGUGGGGAUGACCCCGGAUGCGUUCAAAAUAAGGAAUGUGAAGUCGAACAGUGAAUACAUUUGGUAUGAUGGAAAGUGAGAAAGAACGCUCUCUGUGAUUGACAUACAAACAGCUCAAAUUCAGAAUUUUAUUUGUACCCUUUUCAUUUUAAAAAAGAAAAAAAUUCUUCUCAAAGUUCACUUUGGGGAUGGCAGAAAGUGUUGUGUCGCUCACGCCAUUAUGUGAACGGAAAUACAUUUUUUUAAGUAAAACUUUGCCUCGAUCAAUUUUGGAAGGCCCACCAUAUUCUGUAGGAAGCUUUCUGUCAUUGUCCGGUAGCAAUCUAGUGUCUUGUAGUAAUACACCGUGUAUAUCUACGGGGUUGUCAGAACGAACAAUAAGUGUGGUUUUGUAUCUGCUAUAUUUUUGUGGCUUUAUUCGGCAAAAGGAAUCAAAACCAUCUCUUUUUAAGCCAAGGUACUUCAUGUAAAAAUGAGGUUUCUUUAUCUUAAAAGGAUUCUUUUAGGGAGCGAAACAAAUAUCUGAUUUGAAGUUAUCUUACUUCUGAAUCACUGGACCAUGACAGAACUCUUAAGUUGAAAUUUUCCUCAGAUUUGAUACAAAGAGUAUACUGAUUUGUGCGACUAAGCAAACCAUAUAAUACAUAAUGUACAAAGGAAAUAACAUAAAAUCAAUGAUAUGUGUACUUAGUAAUUUCACUGAGAUUUUAAAUAAGUGUUAUGUCUAUUCGAUACAUAAAUUUUAUAAAUCAUUU